Messenger RNA from Dendrobium catenatum, 1087 nucleotides. Its product is annotated as phosphatidylinositol 4-kinase beta 1-like. Lineage: Eukaryota; Viridiplantae; Streptophyta; Magnoliopsida; Asparagales; Orchidaceae. The record is from RefSeq and is a predicted model, not a curated record. The transcript is spliced from 4 exons. Bases 125 to 1087 code for a protein of 320 amino acids.
UGUUCAAAAGCUCUCUAGAGGAAUAAUUCCUUUGGCAAAUGGAGAUCUGCAGUCACCGAAGCCUCCUCCAUGGGCAUAUCCUCUUUGGAGCCAACAUCCAGCACAUCAUUUUGAUACUGAUAGAAUGUUGAAAAAUACAUCACAAGCUAUUGACCAGGUUAUGGCUCAAUUAUGGGAAGCUAAAGUAAAAAUUGUCCAUGUUAGCCUAUCCGUUGAGGAUCAAAAGGCUGUCAUGUCAAGACAUCGUGAAAAAAAUCAUCAUAUUUCUAACGGGGAUCUGAAUAAGGAAUUUGGAAAUGAUGAAAACGUGGAAAGGGUAAUAGUAAAUUUAUCAGCCAUUCCGGGGGUUAAAAUGAAAGAUGUAGUUGAUCAAGAAGCACCCCGUCGCAAGGAACAUCGUCGCGUUCCCAGCACGAUUGCCAUUGAGGAAGUAAAGGCAAAAGCUGCCUGUGGUCAGGCACCUCCUGGAGUCCACCUAAAGGGUGCUGGUCAAAAUUCACCUGAUCAGCAGUCAAAGGCAACAAAUGGAGUUCCUAAGCCAAGUGAUGCAUUAUCUGGUGAAUUGUGGGAGGUUAAGAAAGAAAGGAUACGCAAGUUGUCUCCAUACGGGAAAGUUUCUGGUUGGGACUUGCGCUCUGUAAGUUGUUUCCUUGAAAUUUCUCGUUAUGGUGUAUUCAAAUUAUGGGUGCUCAAGCAGAAUCUGAUACAGAUUCUCCUUAGUUCUCUAGGCCCAGAUUCAUAUUAUCAGAAUAAUUCAAGUUGGAUGAGUUCUUGGUGCACCGAAAAACCGCUCAUACGCGCCUUUAUUGCUCGUGGUGGGAUGGGACCUCGGUGCGGAACCUACGAUGAGGUAGGUAAUCACCUUAAGCCCCAUUUUGGAAUUCGUGGUGCACUGGAAAACCACUCAUACACGUCUUUAUUGCGCGUGGUGGGUGGGACCUCGCUGCAGCAACUACGACGAGGCGGGGUUACUUAUAAGUACCUGUACGCGGGGAAACAACUAUGUUUUUAUGCAUGUGCCCUGGCCAACCCCAUACAUGCCUUUAUUGCGCGUUGUGGGAACGAAGAACACGGCCGUGUUGUCUAA